AUGGACCCAAUCAAGCUUGAAAAGAUUAAGGCAAUCAACAAAUAUAGAAAGAAUGAGCUUUUGAAGAAUCUCUUGUUCUAUGCCUUGACAACAAUAGCAAGUCUAUACUUGUUGAGCCCUCUAUGGCUUCCCUUCAUAACUUCUUCAAUGGAGGUCUUAUUAUUUGUGUAUGUCCCAAAACUCCCUUCACUCUUUUUUAGCUCCAAAUUUGUUUUCAUAGUGGGAAAUCUCAUUAUUGUUGCCCUUAUUGGAGAGUCCAAAAUCUUUUCAUCCUCACAAAAUAAUAAGUCAUCUCCAAUUAUUAGCACUAGUACUAGUAAUGAUCACUCUUACUAUGAAGAGUACAUAAGCACUAGUGCUAAGCAAAUCAUCAAAUACCAAGUAGUUUCAGCUCCUCCUCAUGAGGAAAAGAAAGUAAUAUGCAUUGAAGAAGAAGAGAAGAAAAUGAUCACUUGGGCAAAAGUAGAUGAUGAUGAUGAGAAAAAAAUUGUGGUUGUGGAGAAAAAGUUGGAGGAUUUUCAUAAUGAUGAUGAGGUUAUAACUACUAAUUAUUUGCCCAAUGAGGAUUUGAAGAAAAGGGCUGAUGAUUUUAUUGCAAGGGUCAACAAACAAAGGGUGUUUGAAGCUAGAGAAAUGCUUUCUAGUGAUGAUUUUGAAUAUUAA
This is a messenger RNA of Cannabis sativa, 663 nucleotides long. RefSeq lists its product as uncharacterized. The coding region runs from base 1 to 663 and encodes 220 amino acids. The transcript has a single exon. Lineage: Eukaryota; Viridiplantae; Streptophyta; Magnoliopsida; Rosales; Cannabaceae. The record is from RefSeq and is a predicted model, not a curated record.